AUUCAGCUUCGCUCAGCUUUGCUGCCGUCAUCGCGCCUCUCUCUAUAUGUAGUGCGACACACACCGCAGCCUCAAAGCUGUAUACACAGUGUAAAUCAAACGUUAUCUUGGACGAGCAAAAGUCACCGUUCCGUAUGAUUUACAGUGUGGCUUUUCUCCCCCAGGCUCUCGUUUAUCCAGAAUGAAUGACAACCAAUACAUUCUAAGCCAAUAUAGGCAGGAGUCGAUUGGCUCACACUAAUCCUACGGCCGUUUGCCUAUUCUGGCAACUGCCGAAAGAGACCGUUCCCGGCUGAUCAACGUGCGGGCGACGAUGGGGCCGCCGCAUCGGCGACUAAUUGUUUGUUGGGGUCUGUCUACUUCUGGUAGGCGAGCCUGCGCGCGUCGUAAUCGAAUCCCCAGCUGCCAAGAGACGAAUUACUAUGCUCGGCCGAGGUCCUUAGCGUCGGACAUGAGACGGCGGCGGUCUUCCCAAGGCUCGGCUCGCGCAACGGAGAAAUGCAACAAGACCUUCUCCACAGAUUGAUACGCCCAAGGCUGAAGACGGACAGUUGAGAAGAGCGAGAAAGCGAGCGAAUGAGGAACGGAGCAUUGCAUACAACAGCUACAUUGUUUGUCACCUCCUCUCUUUAGUCCCCCCCUUUCAAUUUGUCUUUCAUAACAGAAAUUUUGCAUUGUUGCUUCUUUGAUCAAUAGAAGCAAGCUUUCUUCUACCCUCAUUAUAACCAAAAGUUAUCUGAUUCUCCAUGGUAGUGGCCAAAUCGUGGUGGCGUGUCAAUGGCGACGCCACUAAUACAACCAUCACCACACAAUUGGUUAUUGCGUUAGUUGUGCUAUGGCCUCUUUCGCUGCUGACACGCACGGUCUAUUCGUUCAUCCGCCGUUGUCUCGCCUUUCGAAGUGCACAGAUCCAACAUGCUUGUCAGCAGCCGCCCAGCUACCCACAUAAAGGCUGGUUCGGCUUUGAUUUGCUGAAGGAGCGCAAGAUCGCAAGCGACAAUGGCCGCUCGCUAGGCCACUACGACGAUUGGUUUGCCAAGCUUGGAGACACCUGGGAAGAGACUAUUGGCGGCCAGCGGCUGAUCAACACCGUGGACUUUGCCAACGUCCGCGUCGUCUUCAAUGCCGACAUGGCUACACUGGGCCGAGCUGGUGCUUUUCACAAGAAUGAUUUUCUUGGCCCAGGCAUAUUCUCAUCGGAUGGACCUCGAUGGAAGGCGUCUCGAGAUAUGAUUAAGCCCUUGUUCAACAGAGCCCAGGUGCGUUCCAAUGCCAUGUUUAAGCGGCACGUCGAUCGCCUCAUUGAACAGCUGCCCCGAGACGGCACAACUAUUGAUGUGCAGCCACUGCUGAAGAAGAUGAACUUUGAUGCCGUCGCUGAAUUCAUCUUUGGCCGAUCUACAGACUCGCUGGUCCCAGGCACGCAGUAUAGCAACGGCGAGUUCAUUGAAGCCUUCAACUACGCCAAUGCCGGGUCUUUGAAGCGAAGAAAGGCUGGCCGACUUGCAUUUGUGCACAUGCUGGACACAGAGUAUCCCAAGUCUGUGAAAAUGGUGCAUCAGUUUGUCGAUGACGAAGUCAAGCGUGUUCUCAAGGAGCUACAUUCACCUGCCGAUCAGCUAGACAAGCCGUCUUCGCACUAUGUCUUGCUUGACGAGAUUGCAAAACACGUGCAAGACCCAUUGACGCUGCGCUAUGAAACACUCAACUUGUUUGCCGGCGGUAGAGACGGCGUCGCCGUGCUGGUAGCCAACGCACUCUUCUGCAUCGUGCGCAAGCCCGGCCUGUGGCAGGCUCUCCGCGAGGUAGCUCUCGACCUAGACGCCGACGCCGAGCUCGACUUGGACAGCAAGCCUCUGCGACGUUUUCGAAACCUCAUUUACGAGACGAUUCGCUCUACAGGCCCCAGCGCCACCAUCACGCGAACUGCCUUCCAAGACACUAUACUGCCCAGUGGCGGAGGCCCAGAUGGAAAGUCUCCCAUCUUUAUGGCAAAGGGUGAUCAAGUGUGCGUCUGUGGCUGGGUCUGUAAUCAUAUUGAAUCGGUUUGGGGCAGCGAUGCCUUUGACUUUGAGCCGGAUCGAUGGAAUCAGCUGAAGCAGAUCCCCCCCGAGUUUGUUCCUUUUGGCGGCGGGCGUAGAAUAUGUCCGGCAUAUCACCAGGUGUAUCUGCAGUCUGCAUAUGUCAUUAUACGACUUGCGCAAGAGUUUCGACAUAUUGAGAACCGGGAUCCGGUGCUUGAGUAUGUUGAGCUGGAUCGAAACCUCACCGAGAGUCGUAAUGGAGCCCUGGUCGCCCUGUUCGCCGCCGAGUAAUUGUGCAUAAAGCAAAAGGAGCAAGAGGGAAAGUUUAGUGCAGUUAGGUGGUAUGCAAUUUAUGUGUUUUGAACCUGCAGUCCUGAACAUGUGGAUAUGUCUACAGAAUAAAGUAUCUUCAUGUCUCUGCUGACUUGCUGCAUUGGUUUCUUCUUGUGAGUUUUCAGAGUCAUCAUAUAUCUAUCACUAAAACGUGUACACAUGAAGUGACGGAGAACUCGUGGGUCAUAGAAGAAAGUUAAAGUUUCUACUCUAGGCGUUUCGCAACAAUUUAGACUACAUAUACUGCGACACAAUUGCUAUAUCAGCCGGAUCUAAAAUACCCCA
Messenger RNA from [Torrubiella] hemipterigena, 2642 nucleotides. The record is from the annotation of a GenBank genome assembly. NCBI's taxonomy places the organism in Eukaryota, Fungi, Ascomycota, Sordariomycetes, Hypocreales, Clavicipitaceae.